AUGGAGAUCUGGGGCUCGGCAAGUUCCCACAUAGGUGGCUGCGAAGGCGUCUCACAUGCGGCGAAGGGGCAACCACGGACCAGGCAGCCUCUUCACCCUUUCGGCCAGCGUGGUUUCACGAGGGGUUUCUCACUGCUUGGGUUCAUUCAUGGUGCGCGAUUCAGUCAGAGACGAGUACGACAAAAGGCAGUUUCACGUGAUGAGCUGGAGUUUCGCCGCUGGCAGCACGAAGGCGCGGAGAGGCUGUAUCUCCUGUUUGCCCCGCAUUUGGAGGAGUAUGAGGCCAACAGAUCCUUGCCCCUUUGGUUGCUUUGCCCUGGAACCAAUGUGGAUGCCUUAAGCAUGCUGAGUAUUGUGGAGGUGACACGCCUGGCGGAGAAGCACGUCGUGGCCGUGGCCGUGCUGGAAGGAGUCGGCUUGGCAUUGAAUGUGGGACUUCAUUCAGCUGCGCUGCCCGGCCGCCCGGACGACGUGAGUUAUACCCGGGCAGUGAUUGCUGAUGCGGCAAGUAGAGUGAACAUCGAUGAGGAGCAGAUCUACUGCCUAGGCUCUUCGCGUGGUGCUCGCUUCUGCUCACGUUUGGCCUCUGAACUGCCAGCUUCGAAUUCCACCUUAGCGGGCCUGCUGGUGAAUGCUGGGCUCCGUUUUCCAAGGCCCAACAAUGGUACUGCAUUGCCCAUCGUCACGAUGCAUGACCUGCAGGACGGUGUGAACCCAUAUGAUGGCCAGGGAGCAGCAUAUUGGCAAGAGUCUGUGGAAGAUGCGGUUGAGGCUUGGGCAGACUUCAAUGGGUGCGGCCAAAGAUUGCCGCCCAGGUCAGUCCUAGAUCUCGAAGAGUCUUUGGGACCAACAUGGCUCCACAGGCACAGCGAGUGCGAGUCCUUCACAGAUGUUUGGCUGUUGGUCACCAACACUGGCCGACAUGCGUGGCCCGGGGAGCUCUUCACCGAGCUCGGGUGGCGCUUUCUUCAGCAGCAGCGGCUCCUCAAAGCCGGCCAGGGGAUGCGUGAAGGCGCUGUGCGGACUACCUGGAUCCCUGGUGCCACCGGGAUCCCCGUCCGUGCGCGACCGCUGGUGCUGCGCCGCUUGCUCCCUCGCGUGGGUGUUUGGGAUCUCGCAAGGCUCCAGGGCUCAGGAACCCAGGCUGAAUUGCAAGUGAGCAGCAGUGGCCAGCAAAACUUCCACGGUUUUGGUGGGAUUUUGCAGCGGGUGCCCUUCAGCCAGUUGCAGGAGGCAGCCUUAGAGGCCAAAGACGAGCAGAGGUCCUUGUAUUUGGUGCAGUGUCCCAUUUGGUCGAAAUCCAAAGAGGUCGACUGCCCCGCGGAGCACUUGUUGCCUCAGGCCUGCGAGCUCUUGCCCUUCCUCCGCUCUGCCCUGGGCGACGCGAACUCCUCGGCCUGGGCUCAACGGCUGGAAUCGGUGAACCUGUGGGCAUCCAUCGGCGACACCCAUUCCAAUUUGCACUACGACUCCAAGCAUGGCUUGCUCAUCAUCUUGCGUGGGAGCAAAGUGGUGGAGGUGUUCCCCCCAAGCUCCACGCUGCACUUGGGCGCUUAUCCGGUUCAUGACCCCUUGCGAUCGCAUCAUUCCAAGGUACCGCACUGCUGCUUGGCUGCGCGCUUGCAGGGCCAAAGAUGUACAUCGGGCUCAUCGCAGUGCUGGCCAUGUUUCCCCAAGGCGCAAAGCUUUCAAGCGGAGCUACACUUGGGUGAUGCGUUAUUGAUCCCAGAGGGAUGGUGGCAUCACGUGAAGACGUCCGGGGUUCCAGACGCGACCACUGGCCAGCCUGUGGCCAUCGCCAUGAACCUUUGGUGGCGUCAGUAUCCGCGGGAGCCGACAGUGGCGCGGCCCUACCUUUUGCGCCGUUUACUUGGAGACAUGCUGGCCCAACGGACCGGCCGCCACCUACGCCGCUCUCCACGCCGAAGCACGCUCAAACCGAAGCGCCGCGGUCCCACGCUGCGGUCCUUGGCGCAGGCGGCCGACGCCUCGCAGGCGCCAAGGCACCGGCGCUGGCUGAGCACCUUGAGGAGCUGUGGCAACUCCCUGCCCAGAACGUUGGCGGCCGCCGCCACGUCCGCUGAUGUGGAUGAGAAGGAGACGCUCGCGGAUCUCUUCCUCUCCAUGGAUGCAGCCCAGGUCGCUGCGUUGCUCUCGAGCUUAGACCGCUGCGCCGCCGAAGACACCGAAGCAGCUGCUCAGCUGCGGAGCUUGUGGCAGGUGGUGCCACAGCGAGCAUUGGUGGCCAAGUGGGCGGAGCAUUUGCGAAGCACGUUGGACAGUAUCCUGCGCUCUGUGCUGUCUUUGUGA
Molecule: messenger RNA, 2310 nt
Organism: Durusdinium trenchii
Lineage: Eukaryota; Dinophyceae; Suessiales; Symbiodiniaceae
Source: the annotation of a GenBank genome assembly